This is a messenger RNA of Clarias gariepinus (North African catfish), 2163 nucleotides long. Its product is annotated as probable polypeptide N-acetylgalactosaminyltransferase 8. The coding region runs from base 159 to 1973 and encodes 604 amino acids. Gene Ontology annotation, cellular component: Golgi apparatus. The transcript has 11 exons. NCBI's taxonomy places the organism in Eukaryota, Metazoa, Chordata, Actinopteri, Siluriformes, Clariidae. The record is from RefSeq and is a predicted model, not a curated record.
ACUUGUUAUGGGUGCUGCAGCGGUGUGACACUUCCAUUUAAUAGUUUAAACAAUCUGCUUUAAACACCAGCAAUUAGAAUUGUGUAUUGGAUCGGAGAAGCAACAUCCAUUAUUAUUAGGCAAUGUCUUGUUAAGAGAAACUUCUUACAAGUCUAAAGAUGAGGCUACUGAAAAUGACUCUGGCUAGAAUUGUUAUCUGUGCCACUCUGGGUCUUUUCUUGAUUACUUAUGUGGCGAAGUGGAAGAUAUCAAACAAUGACAAGACCGAAAAAAUCGGCGCACUGGAGAAAGAACAUGACAAGGAACAAGCUGUUGAAAAAAUCUAUGACAUGUUGUUGGCCUUCCAAGAAAAGCAAAAUCAAAUGCAGAAGAUGAUAGAGAAGUUGCAUGAAAACAGAGAAGAAAAGAAAACUGAGAUGAAAAAAGGAGAUGAUCAUUCCCUGCUUUUUCCAGACUCUUUUCUGUUUAAAUCUUGGGGUAAAAAUCUUACCCAUGAUGAGCAGCGUGAGGCACAGAAUUCCUAUGAACGAUAUGGAUACAAUGCUUACCUGAGCGACCGGCUCCCAAUUAACCGACCUCUACCAGACACCCGCGAUCCCAGGUGUGCUAAGAAGGUGUAUCCGGAGCAGCUCCCGUCACUCAGCGUUAUUCUGAUCUUCCUGAACGAGGCUCUGUCGAUUUUAAAGAGAGCCAUACACAGCAUCAUUCACAGAACGCCUGCUCACCUGCUCAAGGAGAUUAUACUGGUGGAUGAUCACAGCACUUUCGAGGACCUAAAAGAGAGUCUUGAUUUCUACGUUGCCACCACACAGAAGCAGCAUCCUCAGCUGAAAAUCGUCCGGGUGAGACACGAUCGACAAAAGGGCCUCGCCCAAGCUCGCGUCUCUGGUUGGCACGCCGCUACUGGUGAUGUUGUGGCCAUUUUGGAUGCACAUAUAGAGGUCCAUGUGAUGUGGGCAGAGCCAAUGCUGGCACGGAUCAAGGCAGACAGAACAGUCGUCGUCUCUCCUGUGUUUGACCGAGUCAAUUAUUACAACCUAGAAGUGGUUCGAUACGCUCCUGCUGCUCAUGCCUUUGACUGGGCGCUGUGGUGUAUGUACGAGGGUUUCAAUAAUGAGUGGUACAAACUGAAUGAUCCUUCAAGUCCUGGAAAGUCUCCGUCUGUUAUGGGAAUCCUGGUUGCCGACAGAGCUUUUCUAGGUGAGAUUGGCAGCCUGGACGGAGACAUGGAGGUUUACGGUGGAGAAAACGUAGAGCUUGGUAUCCGGGUAUGGACGUGUGGUGGGAGCAUCGAGAUAGUGCCGUGCUCCAAGAUCGCUCACAUAGAGAGAGCCCACAAACCAUACAUGCCUGACCUGAGCAUAGCCAUGAAGAGGAACGCACUGCGGGUGGCUGACAUCUGGAUGGAUGAGUACAAGCAUCAUGUUAACAUAGCCUGGAACCUUCCCCUUAAAGGUCAUGGCAUUGAUAUCGGGGACACGUCAGAAAGAAAGAAACUCAGAGAGAAACUAGGGUGUAAACCAUUCAAGUGGUACGUGGAGAAUGUUUAUCCCAAACUAGACAGCUGGACCAACCUGUUGGCCUAUGGAGGAAUGACAAAUCUAGAUGCACAGCUCUGCUUGGACCAAGGUCCAGUACCAGGUCAUAUUCCUGUAGCCUAUGGAUGCCACUAUUACGGUCCUCAGAAUACCUUUUACAGAAAAAGUGGUGAGUUGUACGUUGGUGGGAUCAAAUCUCACAAAUACAAUGACAACAGGUGUCUGGCGGAUUCUGGCACAGGGGAGGUUCCUGGUUUGUAUUCGUGCAAAGAGGCCUUGAAGAACGAUAUGGGCAUUUACUGGGACUUUAAACAGGGUGGUGAACUGCGCAACCGAAAGACAAACAGAUGUGCGGAAAUACACCAUCACACACUUGUUAUAAAGGAGUGCUCAGGACAGCGAUGGGAGAUUCAAAAUGUUAUUAAACCCUUCUGAAAGACUUGCAUUUACUGCCAGUUUCUGUAAGACUGUAACAGGUUGAACAGUUUGUAUUGUAAAUUCCUACAGUUAUUCUAGAGGCAUAUGAGAAUCCUAAACAUAGGUUGUUCAAUAUAAUAAAAAACUUCUCAUGUUUUUAUAAAUGACCUAUUUACUGUAUAAAAUGUCUGUACAACAAAAAAUCCAG